AUGAAAAUCGACGCCCUGCUGGAGACUCUAAGGGACCUCGAUGGGUCUCAGAAUCUUGACGUUGACUGCAAGAAAUUUGGACCCCAAGUUUUAGAGAAGCAGAUAAACUGUACGCAAAUACGAACUCCCCCCAGCAAAAUAAUCUCUCAGGGAGAGGAGCGUGGAGAACUGGUCGAGUCCGAUACAACAUGUCCAGAUGUCCGGCCAAGGGUAACCCUCUCCCGUACUGGAAAUGGAAAUCGGAAACGAAGGGAAUGGCGGUCAAUAUGUCGCAACCGUUUGUCACGACAUAUCGGAGAAAGCCUAGGAAUCCAGGUCAAGCCGUCUGAAGUACGUCUUAAAGCUGGUGACGAAUACGCGCCGUAUGCAUGGCAAAUCGAUGAUCCUUCAAUAAAGCCGCUCUUUGACAAACAGAUAAGUAAGCACUCUGUUGGUGCAUAUAUAGCACUGUACCAAUAUGUUGGGCGUUCUUUCCGGGCAAUCCAUCCUCAAGAUCUUAUGAAGGCAGUGGAGCCGUCCAAUAAUUCUACCUGCCAAGAUUCAUGUCCAGGCCAAUCUGUUGUCGAACAUCAGUGCCGGGCUUUAGAACCAGCAGCCGCUCAGCAGCUACAAGACCUAGAGACGGACAGUACAAAGUUGCUGGAACGGUUAGAGCAGGCAAAAACAAGAGCCCUUAGCCGGACCUGGGCGGAUACCGAUUUCCAAACAGAGAUGCUUCUAUCAAUCAUUCGAGAUGCACAGACAAUUAUUAGAACACAUCAGCGCCUUCUUGCCGUGUAA
Molecule: messenger RNA, 780 nt
Organism: Aspergillus tanneri
Lineage: Eukaryota; Fungi; Ascomycota; Eurotiomycetes; Eurotiales; Aspergillaceae
Exons: 2
Coding region: 1-780 (259 amino acids)
Source: RefSeq, a predicted model, not a curated record